AUGUUCAGAGUCUUCCUAGGGGCUCCAACCAAGAACGAUAUUUCCAAGGAUCCGGCUUCUUUUCGCUGGCAAAACGUCUCAUCGACAUCGCCGUCGGCCAGCACAAGGCCUGCAGGAACGCAACCAUUCCCCCCAGCUACCUUGCAGGCAGCGAGCGUGCGAAUCUCUCAGUUUUAUAAGCACAUUAUCUUCGACGAUGAGGAAGGAGAUGAAGGGGCUCCAGAUGGAACUUUCCUAGAAGGCCAGACCACCGCAAUUUCCUGGGACGAAAGUCUCGAAGAUGGGGAACCUGGAGCAGAGACCAUUGACAAGUCGAAGUCUGCGGUGCUCUCGCGAGAUGACACGUAUGCUACUCAGGAAGAAGAAACACAAGAGAUAUCUGCCUAUUCCUCGGAUGCCUCCUCGAUCAUCCGCUUCCCCUCAUUUACUUUCGACUUGCAUACUCUGCUAAAGUUAGCGAAAGUCUCGAAGACGCCUGCGUACUCAAAAGCAAGCGUACUCGCUGCUGUCUUAGAAAUCGAAGGCCCAGACGUGAUCCACAUCAAGAAGGGCCUGAAUGCUGGGAAGGAGGUGUCCCUCCUCAAGAUGAUCUUAGGCGAUGACGAAGGCAGUGUCUGUAAGCUAACGGCCUGGCGAGAGAUAGCGGAAUGUUGGGGGGCGGAAGAUGCUUCUGGUAUCAAGCGUGGUGACGUGGUGUUCCUUGAAAAUCUCAGCAUAUCCAAAGAGACUUCCCCUUCUUCCUCGGCUUCAACCACCCUCACUGCAUCUCCAAAUCUGAAGUCACGCUUACAAAUAUGUUUCCGUACCAUGCCUAGUAACUCAGAAGACAUGCAAUACAGACCCGAUCUUCGACUUGGAUAUAGUGAUGCCACAGUUAGGAAGGUUGGCGCGGUGGUGGCUUGGUUUGAGGGGAUGGCAGCACCCGGCAUGCCCAUUAUCGAUCGUCGCUCGCUGAUACAGUAUUGUGCCACUGCCAGUUACCACAACAUUACCAGUACGACUUCUGUCUGGAAGCACGUCGCGAUUGGAAUGGAGCUACCAACCGAAAUCUUGUCUGCGAUCGUGGGUGAAGUCAGUGACGUGAAGACUCUAUCAAAGCUCCUGCUCGUAUCUCGUCAAUUCAACUCGAUCGCCUUGCGACAGCUCUACGAAGACAUGUCCUUUUCUUUGAACUUGGCCGCCGAUCUUCGUUCGAUCAACACGUUGCGCCGCGAUGUGCAAGCGAACCCAGGCAUUCAGCUCACCACAUCCUUCGCGACAUAUUAUUUUCCGCGAGCAUAUUACGCCGCUCCACCACAUGUCGAACCAGACGUUGACCACAUAAUUCCUUACCUAGUCAACGUCAGACGCCUCCGCUUAAGUCGCCAAGCCGCCAGCCCUGGAGUAUUGUCCCUACUCCCAGCCAGUGCACACCUGACCCAUCUCAUCUUGGACCGCCGCCUCUGCUCGGGGGAUUUGACGUGGUUCUUUUCGUCUCAUCCAACACUAGAGUCCAUCAUGCUCUCUAGUAGCAGUACCAACGGCCACAUUAUUGAAUUAACAUCCGACGCACUCCCAACUCUUCGUACACUAGCAAUAGUCUUUGACGCGUCGUUGCGGAUCAAGAACACAAUGCCUUCGGUUCUCAACCUCACUAUCUUCCGGCAUUCAGACGGACCUGCAGUCAUACAUACCGUCGGACGGCUUCCCUCCACCCCCACUUUGGCUUUGCAAGACGCGUCUACUACUUUAAGCUCCCCAGGCAACUUCAACCUCCCAAAUCUAGAAUACCUUCAACUCAAUUUCCUGAUGGACGAUCCAAGGCCUGCCCCAUCUAUCUUAUCAAAAUUCGCGACAACCAAGUUGAAAUAUGUGCGAUUCCUUGAAUCCAGAGGCCUAGAUGCUCGCAGAAUAUUCGAAUCCGUACCAACUCUAGUCGUCAUGGACGUAGUAAGGGAUGCUGAUGAAACUCUGCGUUGGGUCAGAGGUUCCGAUUUUCCCCUCGAAAUUGGUACCUUCGACGAAGAUGCUGACAGUUGGGGGCAAUGGUGGGAGCACGCAGUGAGUCUGAAGGAAGUUGGAUAUCCAUCUGGCUGCCAUUUAACAGGGUCGUUCUUCCACUGA
Molecule: messenger RNA, 2103 nt
Organism: Pleurotus ostreatus (oyster mushroom)
Lineage: Eukaryota; Fungi; Basidiomycota; Agaricomycetes; Agaricales; Pleurotaceae
Exons: 8
Coding region: 1-2103 (700 amino acids)
Source: RefSeq, a predicted model, not a curated record